Molecule: messenger RNA, 1010 nt
Organism: Sebastes umbrosus (honeycomb rockfish)
Lineage: Eukaryota; Metazoa; Chordata; Actinopteri; Perciformes; Sebastidae
Gene: mlf1
Product: myeloid leukemia factor 1
Exons: 8
Coding region: 131-928 (265 amino acids)
Biological process (GO): regulation of DNA-templated transcription
Cellular component (GO): nucleus; cytoplasm
Source: RefSeq, a predicted model, not a curated record
CCUCACCAUAGUAACACCACCGAGGCUGAGCGGGGCUGCUGCUGGGACACCUGUAGAGGAACGGAUUAUCUUUUAUUUAGAAAAUCCUAAUCUCAGUUUUUGUUUUUUACAGCCUCAAAAAUCCGUGGAAAUGUUCAACAGUAAUCGUGGGGAGUUUGAUGAGGACCCGUUCUUCUCGGAUCCUUUCCGGGCUCACAGGGAACAUAUGCGGCAGAUGAUGCGCAGCUUCUCUGAGCCAUACGGCGGGCAAACAAUGCCCAGUAUAAUGGAUGGGAGAAACCGUGGUUGUGACAUGGCGGAACAUCCAAGCUCAUCCCUGGCGCUGAGGGGCGAACACAGGGAUAUGAGCCGGUCAUUGUUGCCCUUUGGCAGUAUUGACAACACGGACAUGAAUAGGAACCCAUUAGGCAUGUUCGACAACAUGAUGUCCAACAUGAGAAACAGGAUGCAGGACAUGCACAGGAACGUUGAGAACAUGUCCACAGAUACAAACACCCACUCGUUCAGCUCCUCAUCAGUCAUGACAUAUUCAAAGGUUGGAAAUGAGCCUCCCAAGGUCUUCCAGUCGAGCUCAUCGACACGUCGUGCCCCUGGAGGGAUCAAGGAGACCCGGGAAGCAGUUAAAGACUCUGAGAGUGGUCUGGAAAAGAUGUCCAUUGGUCACCACAUCCAGGACAGGGGACACGUUGUUGAGAAGAAAUUCAACAAGAAGACCGGAGGGAAGGAGUUCAACCAGGACUUUCAGAAUAUGGAUGAAUCUGAAGCACAAACUUUUGACGAUGAGUGGCAGCAGGAGGUGUCCAAGUUUCUCCCGUCUGACCCAAUGUCUCGUCUGGAGGAGCCCCGACAUCGUGGCGUUCACUGGGCAGCCCUCACCGGUCCUGAGUCGGAGCACAGUGACCAACCAAAGGGCAAGGCUGGGGGGUAAAAGCAACAUGAAAGGUCCAGGCUCGACAAAGCAGUGAAAACAUCUGUUUGUGUGCUUAUUAAAAUCUUUCGAGCAUCAUAAA